Messenger RNA from Xiphias gladius (swordfish), 661 nucleotides. It is a transcript of the gene insb, whose product is annotated as preproinsulin b. The transcript has 3 exons. Gene Ontology annotation, cellular component: extracellular region. The record is from RefSeq and is a predicted model, not a curated record. Gene Ontology annotation, molecular function: hormone activity. The coding region runs from base 326 to 661 and encodes 111 amino acids. NCBI's taxonomy places the organism in Eukaryota, Metazoa, Chordata, Actinopteri, Istiophoriformes, Xiphiidae.
GCAGGGGUUGAAAUGGGUAUCAUUCUGGGUGACUGCCUCCUCAACUUUAUUCCAACUCUGCUGCUGGUCUACACUCAGUUAAAUGACUUAGCGCCACUCAAGACCAGAUCAACAUGCUUACAGGUCACGGAGUUAAUGUGAGGACCUUAGCGUUUUCCGCUGAGGCUGACAAAGGCCAGGUGGAGGUGGGGAGUUAUAACGGAGAAAGGUAGCCAAGUGGAGAUGUUCUCUGUACCUGUAUAGUCCUAUAGGCCUAGGCCCUUUUCAUCUGUAACACCAAGCUGCUCUGCUGCACCGAGGCCUCCAACACAGAGGUCUUCCUCCUAUGGCCAGGGUACCUUGGGCAGUGUCCGUAAUGCUACUGCUGGUGCUCUACUCCCAUGGGGUGUCCUCGGCCCCCAUCCAGCACCUGUGUGGCUCCCACCUGGUGGACGCCCUCUACUUCGUAUGUGGAGAACGGGGCUUUUUCUACAGUCCAAACCGACACCAAAAGCGGGAUCUGGAACAUCUGCUCGGGUUCCUGUCUAAAAGGGCCAGACGGGAGCAGCGGCUGUGGAGGGCUCUGUCUGACCGUGAUGAGCCCAAGGUGAAGAGAGGCAUCGUGGAGCAGUGCUGCCAUACGCCGUGCAGCAUUUACCACCUAGAGGGCUACUGCGACUGA